GGUUCUCCGCGUCCCACCUCUGCGACACCGCUUAGCCGCUUACCCCAACAGUCUUCAACCUCCAGCACGGAGACCUCUAGAAAGGAGGAUCCGGAUUCUGCCGCGCUUGUGGACUGCUGGCCACCCCCACUCAGCCAUCUGCCAUCUUCUUCUCCUUCCAAGGACGCCGCUCAGUUGGCUUCUUUCAUCACUACCUCAUCUAACAAGCGUGUUUCUAAGGUGGAGGCCCGCUGUCGGGCUCAGCAAUCUCGCGCACACCGGCUUCAUCCCCUGCUCUAUGCCGCACCAAAUCAGGACGAUUCUGAGACUCGCUUUUCAGCUAUCCUUUACCCUAACCGUUUUCAUCUGCCCAUGGAGGUCAUGAUGAUUCUCCGUAAUAGUCUGAACUGUUCACCACAACGGGCCUUCUCCGCUGCUUCUUUGACUGUGCGUGAUGGUAGGACCCCUCUGCUCACUUCGGUUCCUUUUAGCAUUGCGAGCAAACUUUGCAAAAGGGUCAUGGCUGCCUUGGGUGAAAAGACUGCCUUGGCUCCCUUCCUUGCCAUCUACUGUCUGCACGUCAAUCUUCUUCUGCCCUACACUCUUCUCACAAGUCAGACAUCAUCAGUCCGGCCUCUACGUGUCGACAUAGUGGACUGCAAUAUCUAUGCACUGGAGCAGUUCUUUCUGUGCUUUCUACGAUGGCUUCAACGAUUAGUUUCCGAGGUACAACCCCUGAGACCCCUUAUCUGCAACGCUCUCCUGGGUCGUUAUGUCGCGUUCUCUGCGGGAGCGACUGCAGAGGGUAGCUACCCUGCCCCCGAGACUCAGUGCCUGUCCCCUGGUAAAAUGAUGACUGAGCAGAGUCUCUUGGCUAGAUACUUUGAUCAAAUCCACUCCGCAUAUGGCGGCUUACGCAAGAGCCUGAUGGCUGUCAUUACUGCUUCCUUGCUGCAGGAAACCUUUUACCGGACCGUCUAUGCGAUAGAGCACAUUCGGGUGAGUUAG
This is a messenger RNA of Dibothriocephalus latus, 987 nucleotides long. The record is from the annotation of a GenBank genome assembly. Lineage: Eukaryota; Metazoa; Platyhelminthes; Cestoda; Diphyllobothriidea; Diphyllobothriidae.